Messenger RNA from Penicillium griseofulvum, 759 nucleotides. RefSeq lists its product as uncharacterized. The transcript has a single exon. The coding region runs from base 1 to 759 and encodes 252 amino acids. The record is from RefSeq and is a predicted model, not a curated record. NCBI's taxonomy places the organism in Eukaryota, Fungi, Ascomycota, Eurotiomycetes, Eurotiales, Aspergillaceae.
AUGGUGCCAAUGACUAGAAAUAUAUUAUUCAGACACCAGAAACUCACUUUUUUUAGUCCGGAACCUGAAAUUCUCCACUCGACGGAGUGCGAAUCCUCUUACUGGCAUCAACCGGCCCUCACUGAAGCGCUGAGAUUUUACACGAGAACAUCAGAUCAUUCAGCAAGUCUCCAUGAAAAAGUCAUAGCGACACAGGCCAGAUUGAGGAGUGCAGGCUCGCCUCCAAACCCAUCCAAACGCACACCUAACCGUUUUGCUACAAGCAACACCCCCGAUCGCCUCGAGAAAGCUUUAAACGAGGCUUGUUUCCACUCUUGGGGCUUUCAUAUCUAUCGAUGCACAUACCAAAGUGAUUCUGACUGGGAAGAGUUUCUUCGUCGCUACCGGUGGCAUGUCGCCGACUCUCUUAAGUACGAGAACGGUCUUGACCUCCUUGAGAGUUUUAAGAUGACCGUUUUUGAGAAUCAGGCACUUUUCGAAGGUGUAGAUAUAAGCACAGGCACAGCUACGGUUCGGGAACAUUUCCAGAAAUGGGCAACAAUUGCUAUUCAGGAAGACCAGAGCGUUUCGCCUGAUAUGCUUGUUUUCGCCAAAGUUGAAGCAGCGCGCUAUAGGUUCUGUCUCUUUGUUAACGAAAAGUCAUUACAAGGUGUUCUCCAAGCACCUCUUGAGGACUGCUUCAAUGAAAAUGCUUUCGUUAAUAUGCUCAAUGGGUGGUGGAAGAAGAGUCACUUGACGAUUACGAUCCCGAAGAUUUAG